AUGGUGGGAAGGCAUGGGAAUUAUACAGGAUACGGGCCUACAGUGGGGACGUUCCCCACACCGUCCUCCAAGACACUCCAAUUUACCAAGGAAAGGGGUUAUGACGUUAAGCCUGGAGACGUCGUGAUUGUUGCCCGUGGGCCAGAGUUCCAGAUGAAAGGGGUCGUGCAAAUCGUGGACUUUCCAAACACGUGCUUGACCCUGAUAUCUGAGGGUGAUUACUCACUUGUCAACAUUCCUAUCGGAUUCAUCAUGAAAGUAUCCAACGUGAACUUAGAUUUGUUUCGCAAUAUCAUUGGGAAAGAGGUCUUCAUUAUUGGAGGUGCACAGAAGGGUUACCGAGCCACACUAUACCAGCUCACUCAUGAUACUUGCUUCAUUUCUGUGCAUGGGCAAGCGCGCACCACAGUCAAACACGCGGAUGUUGCUACUAGCAAGACCCCUCCCCCAUCUGAUCCCAUAGUCCCAUCCAGUAUAGAUCCCAGCUCCAGCGAGUGGUCUGACUGGUCCGGGAACAAUCUUGAUUUGACAGAUAACCUUUCCGGUGUCAAGGCAUACAACCCCUGGGCUGCCAACAAUGCUGAGGACAUCAAAGACACCAUUGCAGAGAGAACAGAGAAACUCCGAAGCGACAACCCAUUACCUUGGUUGAUGAACAAAGAAUUUGCGUUGAAAUUGACUCAGUAUCACAUGCUGUUUAAAGUUUCACCAUGCUUCAUGGGAGACAAGCUGCACAAUUGCUUUGUAUCGACAGCUUGUCCUGACCCGUUCUGCGGUGACAAUGGACCUGCACCCGAUGGCUGCAUUGCGGUAUUCUGCACAUCCAAUGGUGCCAGAGCCGCGCUUCAGCACUACCAUAUUCCUGCCAGUGAUCUAAUCCCAGCCUCACCGCACAAAAAAAACCAACAGUGUCUCAUCCUGGAUGGCAAUACUUGCGGCAAGAUCCUAACUAUCGCAAAAUGCAACAUGAAGAAGAAUUCUGUUGAGAUUGCUAUUACUGCUAGGACUAGCUUUACUAUGCGGUUCAAUCAGAUAUGCCUUGUGGAGGAACGUAGAUUCCAAUAG
Suillus paluster is the source of this 1065-nucleotide messenger RNA. RefSeq lists its product as uncharacterized. The transcript is spliced from 4 exons. Lineage: Eukaryota; Fungi; Basidiomycota; Agaricomycetes; Boletales; Suillaceae. The record is from RefSeq and is a predicted model, not a curated record. The coding region runs from base 1 to 1065 and encodes 354 amino acids.